CAGCUGUUUACAAGCACAGAGGACGGACUUACCGGCUGGACGCUGAGUCUCACACACAGCUCUCAGUGGGAAACCACACAAUCAACAUAAAAAAAAACCCUGACUGCUUGAUCCCUGUUUACUGGAACUUAACAAGCCAAUCUGGAUAUUUGCAUCUUUAUUUUAAAGUAAAAAUCAACGCACGGGGAUGUGAAUCUUUGAAGGUGCACAUCAGGAAACUCUUUAUUGCAUGCUCUUGACUCAGGAGCUUCCUCUUUGCUUGGACUCCCCAUGCAAAACAUUCCAGCUUCCCUCCUUCAAUGAACAAAGCAAAUUCAUGUUCGAAGCAGCUGCAGAGCCGAGAAGCAACAACCCGCCGUGAUGGCCGUGUCUUCGCUCUAUGUCACAGAGGAGCCUGGAGCUGGCCUCGUUGAAGUGGAUAUAUGUGCUCUUAAGAAUAACGUGCGAUGCGAAUUUAUCCCGUCUGCUGUGUGCUCUGUUUGCCUUUCAUUCGGCCUCAUCUACUGCUUCCUUGGGUACCGCUGCUUCAAGAUGGUCAUGUUCUUCUCGGGUUUUAUGUUUGCCUCAUCAGCCGUUCUCCUAUUUUACCACAAUGAACCCGAAUUUACCAGUCAGCUGAGAGAGGACACCAAGGCGGGCAUCUGCCUGGGAGUCGCAGUGCUGUGUGGACUGUUCACCAUGGUGGUGUCCACGUUGGGACUCGUCCUCAGUGGCCUGCAGCUUGGAAGCCUCCUCUCUCUCUCCAUGCUUGUGGUUGUUGCCCAGUUUCAAAGCCUUUCUCCGAUGUGGGUGCCUCUCUGUGCCAUCCUGGCUGCCAGCAUCACCGCUGCUGUGUUCACUCUGCAGUGGCAGAGGCUGUUCAGCAUCUUCUACACCGCCGUGUUUGGAGCCAUGACGGUGAUGCUGUGCGCGGACUACGUGGCGGGGGCGUUUGUGCUGCCGUACCAAGUCUAUGACAUGUUCUGUCAAUUGGCUCCGCGACCAUUCUGCUGGUUCAACUGGGCAAUCGCCGGGAUCUGUCCUGUUUUGAGCAUCAUAGGUGUGUUGGUGCAAUGGCGGUUCACUGCAAGAGGAGUUUCUCAUACUGAAGCUGCACAUAAAAAACAGAAGAAACAUGGAACAAAGCAAAAAUGUAGAGAAGGAAGGAGAAGACCCCAAGCAUACCGUCAGCGCAGGCAUCCACCCCUGAAACGAUAUGCUGGAGACGUCCUCGCACCGAGUUAUCUCCACAAACUCCAAGAACGUCAGCUGGGAACAGGCUCCUCCACCAGCAGCGUCAGCACCAUCACACACACGCUGAUCGACUUCAACUUUGAGACGGGCUCCAUGGUGCCUCUCACCGCUGCCUCCCCCAUCUUCACAGUCUAAACAAACACGACUAACCGAAGAGCACAUCUCUGGGAAAUGAACUUUAAAUUGUUUACUUUCACAAAAGCUGUUCAAAUAUUUCAGUUUUUAAUUUGGUUACUCUUCACCCGCAUUAUCACAUUUAUUGUUAAAAUUAUGCAACAUGCAUUAAUUCCUCAGCUUCCUUAUUCCAACUUUUUUAGGAUUCUAAUUCUCACAGUAUUUGUAUUCACCUUGAGUAUGUUUGUUUAUACUGAAAUACCAACAACGUUUCUUUUUUAAUUUUUUUUUCAUCACAGUUGGAUUAGUUCAGAGCACUUGACACAUCCGGAUCCAAACCAUAUCUUUUUGGGGCAAUAACCCAGGUGUCACGAUUAAGGCAUUUUAAAAUGAUGGGUAUUGGAGUCUCAAUUCCAGACUCCUGUCAUUGCUGUACUGGUUGUAAUUUUAUGUCUGGCAUAAUCAAAAUGUUAGCUAGCAAGCCAUGCUGUAAUGUUUUAUGCUUCUGAUUUUUCUAAUAUCACAGUCUAUAUUCAUGUGCAUAGCUUGCUAUACUGUAUUAUAGGCCAUGUACAAUAUUUUGCUGGGUUUUUCCUCUAAGGCUAAGUGUUUUUAUUUUUAGAUUUAGAGGGAGAAGAGAAUAUAAUGGCUGCUGCAGCUCCCCUGCGUGACAAAACCCAGGCCAUUUAAUUUCAGGACAAUCAAAGCAACAGGGUACGUUUUAGAAAGCAGGAGCUUCUCUAAGUUUUGUUCAUAUAUGAUCAACUGGAACCACACUGAAAUAUGUUAAGAACCAAGUUAUCAACAAGUCAUAUCACAACAGAGAGUAAACAUGCUAACAUUAGCCUAACACUUCAGCAAACCGCUAAGCAUGAAAACAUUGAAGCAAGAGCAAGAUUGGUAUCUUAUUUUAAUGUUUAUUAAAAUGAUUUUUUUAAUUACA
Fundulus heteroclitus (mummichog) is the source of this 2290-nucleotide messenger RNA. RefSeq names its product transmembrane protein 198. Gene Ontology annotation, cellular component: plasma membrane. The transcript is spliced from 5 exons. Bases 361 to 1368 code for a protein of 335 amino acids. Lineage: Eukaryota; Metazoa; Chordata; Actinopteri; Cyprinodontiformes; Fundulidae. The record is from RefSeq and is a predicted model, not a curated record.